This is a messenger RNA of Fusarium sp. VM40, 453 nucleotides long. NCBI's taxonomy places the organism in Eukaryota, Fungi, Ascomycota, Sordariomycetes, Hypocreales, Nectriaceae. The record is from the annotation of a GenBank genome assembly.
AUGCAGCUGCUUGAUAGCUUCAUGAAAGAGUCACAAAGACAAAUCCCCCCACUGGUCAUCAUGGAACGGCUAGUCACCCGCGACACCAGACUUCCCGACGGAACUGUUCUAUCUCGAGGAACCCACAUUGGGGUUGACGGUCGAGAGAAUUGGAACCCAGAUAUCUUCGAAAACCCCAACGACUUCGAUGGUAGACGGUUCCUUAAACGCCGCCAGGAAGGGGACAGCUCGGGCCAGUUUGUUCAAUCAAGCCCAGAACAUGCCCAUUUUGGCAUGGGAAAGCAUCAAUGUCCGGGGCGUUUCUUCGCUGGCAGUGAGCUGAAGCUUUGCCUGGCUGAGAUUAUUCUUCAGUACGACAUUCGUCUAAGGGAGGGAUAUUUGCCCCAAGCGAUGCAGAUUGGGUUCAUCACGAUUAGCGACCCUUUUGCUCAGGUUGAGGUGUGUAGGAGAUAG